GUGCCCGAGAAAAAUGACAUUUUUCGACUUUAUGAUCGGACUUCCCUCCGGAAUGGUGUGAUAGAUAAAAGAGCCGAAGUGACUCCGCCGCUCGCCUUGCUGUGUUGGGUUCCCACCCGGCCGGGAUGGUCCCCUGACUCGGGCGGCGGACUGAGCCGUGUGCCGAGGCGCUGCUGCUGGAGGGGAGGCAGAGCACUCUGAGCAGCAGGCGGCUCUCCCGGACUUCCUCUCGGGGAACCAUGUGGAGCCAGGGCUCGGCGGCGCUGCAGCUCCUGGCCAAAGUGGCAAAGCACGCCGCGGGUCGGGGACACAUCCAGCUGAGCCGCUGGCUGCAGAGGGCGGCCCCGACCCCGGAGCCGGUGGCCGACUGCGACAAGAUGUCCGACGUGCUCAUAUGCAGCGCCGCGCCGGGGAAGCCGGAGGGCGAGCUGGAGGGCGAGGCGUGCGGGGACGCGCCGGCCUCCUCCGCGGUCUCCUUCCUGGGCGACGCCAGGCACCCGUGCUGCGUGGCCACCUGUUGCUUCAAAAGCGCCGUGCUGCUGUGCAUCCUGAGCGCCGUGUGCUUCUCCUCCGUGGCCUUCGUGCGCCAGUACCUGAAGGACCUGCUCGUGUGGGUAGAGGGUCUGGACAGCGUGGCGGGCGCGCUGCUCUUCAUCGUGGGCCUCAUCGCCGUCUCCUUCCCCUGCGGCUGGGGCUACAUCGUGCUGAACGUGGCCGCCGGCUACCUGUACGGCUUCGUGUUCGGCAUGGGGCUCGUGAUGGUGGGCGUGCUCAUCGGCACCUUCAUCGCGCACGUGGUGUGCAAGUGGCUGCUCACCGACUGGGUUCUCACGAGGGUGGGCAGCAGCGAGCAGCUGAGCGCCGUCAUCCGGGUGGUGGAGGGCGGCAGCGGACUCAAAAUCGUGGCCUUAGCGAGACUCACACCCAUCCCGUUCGGGCUGCAGAACGCCGUGUUUUCGAUCACAGAUGUGUCCUUGCCAAAUUACCUAGUGGCUUCCUCCGUCGGCCUGCUUCCAACGCAGCUCCUGAACUCGUACCUUGGGACCACGCUCAGAACGAUGGAGGACGUCAUCGCAGAGCAGAGUGUCAGCGGCUACUUUGUGUUCAGCCUACAGAUCGUCAUCAGCAUCGGCCUGAUGUUCUACGUCGUCCACCGAGCUCAAGUGGAGCUCAAUGCCGCUAUUGCAGCCUGUCAGAUGGAGCUCAAGACGUCCUACAUGAAUGGUAGCACGUCAAGCCACGGCAGCUCCAUGUACUGCAGCAAGCGGACAGUGGCGGGAAGCGGGAUCAACGUGGUUUAGACCCAGCAUGCCAAAAAAAAAAAAAAACCUUGCAUUGCAGAUCUCGCCCACACACUGUUCUGAACUUAAUGCCAAGAGUAAAGACACACCGAACGGAUGAAUGUCGGACAGUGUGGUUGAGCCAAUGGGUGAAUGCAUUUGCAGUUCUUUCAGCACAUGGCAGGGGGUUGGGCUGCGCUAUUUAUAAUUCAUGACACACCCACUGAGCAAAAGUUGGCAAUCAGGUAAGUCAUUUAAGUUCAGGUGGCCCCAAGCAGUAAUGUUGGCACUUUGGGGAGCAUGUGCAGCUAACUACACAUUAGUCAAUGUUUAACAUGGUUUUAUGGUACAUUUAAUGUGGGUUUUUAUUGGUGUGCAUUUUUUUUUUUGUUAAUGUAUGAGUUUCCAAUUUUCUCAAUCUUAGCUCACAGUGGUUUUACAGGGUGAAUUUGAUGGUUACCAACAUGCCUGGUGCUGGAAUGAUUCUUUAACCCCCACAAUGUCAGCAACUUUUAGUUCUAACAGACUGCAUAAGAAGUAAGCAUAAUUGAAAGGGUGUUUGUUUCUCUUUAGGUAACAAUUGUUUUGCCAAGUGAUGGUUCAUAUCAUGAAUGCGGUACAGUCAGCAGCACAACAGGUUUUCCCUCCAUGAUGAUGUCUCCUAGAAACAUGCUCACCUGUAGCUUGUUCAGCAGCUUGGAAGAAACCAGAAUAUGAAAAUACCAAGUGGAGAAUUUAGAGUGUAUUGUAGACAACCUGGAGUUCAGCAUGUUUAAUUUUUAACACAAGGGAGAUCAUUUUUAAACUGUUAAAGCAUAUAUCCACAUAUAGUAACCUGUUUGUUUUUAAUUUGACUUGUGUGGGUUUUUUCUUUUUUUAAAUGUUUUUUUUUUUUUUCCUUUGGGGCCUACAUACAGAUAUUUUUCAGAGUUAUUUAGACUUUCAGCAUUAAUUAGGUCAAGUGCAGUAGUCCAAAAACUGAGUGAAAGAUGUUUGCUUCACAUGCACACUGCUGGGACAGACUGCAUUGUGACGACGUGUUAGGAUCCAUCUUUUACAGUGAUUCCAUACCACGCACCAUGGACACCAAGGGGAAAUAGGGGAUGGAGGGUGCAAUACUUUGUGCCAAAUGCAUAUCAAUUACUCUUAAGAUUUUUGUUCCGAUUAACUUAACCACGGUACAUUUUGGUUGUCCGCAUCUGUGGUGCGGUCAUGAAUAGUUUGAACACAUAUUUACUGCUUAUGUAAAGAAGCUGCUUGUAGAAACCAAUGCUAGCUGAGACUUGCUUUUGACUGAAGUCCGUGUGUAGAGUGGAUGUUUGCUUUUAUUACGUGCUUUUUCUAUUCAUGGUGAACUGACCUUUAGAUACCUGAUUACAUGCUAUCAUGGGGCACUUACAAGUAUCCCAAAAGUGGAAGAUUUAAACAAUAUUAAGUCCUCUGACAGUAUUUGUCAACACCAAAACCUCCACUGAUCGGUUGUUGUGCAAUGUUUAUGAAGAGAAUAUCAAGUUUUAAUUUUAAAGAGUGAGGUUUGGAACACAAGCCCAGCAUUUAAUGCUUAUUUCUGAAUAUGUUUCAGUGCACAAUGGAUUGUUGUUUAUCAUACAACAUCAGAACCUGUGUGUUUUAAAUGUAGCAAUAAUUUUUGAGUAAAUGGAGCUUAAAACACAUGGAUAUUUAUGCAUCUAACAUUCCCCAGCUUGUUCUAUAUUAUUGUCCUGCCUUUAACCUCAAGCUGCCUAUGAAAUGUUGGGAGUAUGUGUGGAAAAGCCACGUGGAACUUAAGGACUGGUGUAGAAAAUAGUUACAUUUUAAUAAUACAAAAUGAGGGCAUUUCCAAGCCCUAACAAGUCUCAUGCAAAAAAUGUAUUUAAGGAUGGACCAUACAAUUUUGUUGCUUUAAAAACAUACACAUUAAAGCAGGAGAUCUGCAAACUGCAGAUUUCAUCAAAGCCCUUGUGCUCUGUUUAAAGGCUCUACUUACCAUAGAUAUAGUUAUGCAAAGGUGGAAUUCUGUUUUAAUUUUUCAAAAAUUGGGUGUCCUUCACAGAUUCUGAUUGGCACUCGACACUCAAAAUGACACAUCUGAGCAUGGAUACCAGAUUAGUAAUGUACACUAUGCGUAAUCAGGAUCUGUGAAACACCAGCUGGAAAAAGUGCAUUAUAUAUGCUGUAUUUUGUAAUACAGAAGUUUACAGUGUGUAAAUGAAUAUUUAUCGCUGUAAGACGCUUGUUCAGUGUUAUUUAUGAAAUGUCUUAAAUGUUUAAUUCUGGGAUGCAAAAUCAGUAGAAUAAAGAUUCGGAAAUUAA
Molecule: messenger RNA, 3593 nt
Organism: Scleropages formosus (Asian bonytongue)
Lineage: Eukaryota; Metazoa; Chordata; Actinopteri; Osteoglossiformes; Osteoglossidae
Gene: tmem64
Product: transmembrane protein 64
Exons: 3
Coding region: 240-1301 (353 amino acids)
Biological process (GO): positive regulation of osteoclast differentiation; regulation of cytosolic calcium ion concentration; positive regulation of bone resorption
Cellular component (GO): endoplasmic reticulum
Source: RefSeq, a predicted model, not a curated record